Molecule: messenger RNA, 1539 nt
Organism: Phytophthora nicotianae INRA-310
Lineage: Eukaryota; Oomycota; Peronosporomycetes; Peronosporales; Peronosporaceae
Exons: 6
Coding region: 1-1506 (501 amino acids)
Biological process (GO): protein processing
Cellular component (GO): nucleus; membrane
Molecular function (GO): aspartic endopeptidase activity, intramembrane cleaving
Source: RefSeq, a predicted model, not a curated record
AUGGGGAAUGCGAGGUCGGAUACGAGGAACUUGGCUAGCGUCCACUACCUGAGCAUAUCGGGUGACGAGAGCAACUCGACGAUGUAUGAGGAACCUUUGCUAGACAAGAGCAGGCAGUUGCAGCAGGAGGACGACAAGAUCGACCUUGGAGCGGUGAUCCACCAACUCAACAGCUUCUUUGCAGUCAUUUGGCCAGUCUCAAAUGCGAUCAUCUGCUCGAGUCUUGCUGCUUCGUACAUCUCCGAUCCUGUCAUGACACAAGCCAUGAAGACGUACAUGUACUACCAAGACAUCGACUCAUCUGGGCUGUCUACGGCCGAGAAGACAGAGGAGGCGCUUCUCAAUGCGCUUUUGGUGAUUGUAUUCAUCGCCUUCCUCACCUUUGGGAUCGUUUUGCUCUACAAAUGCAACGGCAUGCAUCUCUUCGCCUGGUACUGCAUGUUGUACUCGGCCGCGUUGCUCGGACUCAUGGGUUCGAAGCUGGUCGUCAUCGUUCUGUGUGGAAACCUGCACUGGGUCAUCGAUCGCAUCUCGCUCACAAUUGUCAUGUACAACUUCGCGAUGGUCGGCGUGCUCAGCAUUUUCUAUCAAAAGGGUAUUCCUGGUAUUCUUGAGAGAGGUUAUCUUAUCGCUACCAGUGUCAUCGUAGCUUGGCAACUCGCCCAGUUACCCGAGUGGAGUAUUUGGAUGCUUCUACUCCUUCUAGGCUUCUGGGACCUUUUCGCCGUGUUAACACCGGUGGGGCCUCUGCGUUGUCUGGUUGAUCUCGUGCAGGAGAAGGGAACUCCGAUUCCAGGUCUUCUAUUCGAAGCAGAUGUGGAAAAAGCUCAUAUUGGAGGAAAUACCAUCGACCAGAACGCGCCGAAGCGAAGAUUUGCGAGUCGUGACACAGUACCAGAGGAGGUUUUCAUCCACCGUUUGCUACUUGCAGCAGAAAGUGUAAAUGUUCAAGAUCAUGGAGCAGUUAACGGUGCUCUAUUUCGACGGCAAGUACAAGUGUUUCUGUACGACCAAAACUCGCAGUGCCAAAACCAAAGCGAUGAACUUGCUCGCAAGUUUGAACGCAACCAGCUCCGUCUGUGGCGAAAUUUGUACACUUACUACUGCGUCGACUACGUGUCCAAGCAACAGCCAUAUCCAGCUAUCCAUACUGUGUUUCCUACUUCCAUGGACACGUAUCCUGCCUAUGCAGGUAGACCCAACUACAAUUAUGAUACCAGGGGCGAAGGCUGCGAGGACAAAUCUAUCAAAUUGGGUCUCGGAGAUUUCAUUUUCUACAGCGUUUUGGUCGCCCGUGCAUCGCUACACGGCUUCGACGUAUUUGCAGCUUGUUUCCUCAGUAUCCUCGUGGGACUGGGGAUUACACUCUAUUUGCUUGCACGCUUCGACGCGUUACCGGCGCUCCCUAUCUCACUGUUUAUGGGGAUCAUCACCUACUUGCUCAUGAUCACCAUCACCUCCCCUCUGCUUGAAGAGCUCCAAGCAAGAAACGUAUUCGGUAUCUAGAAUGUUGUUAUCGGCACUCGCAGCCGCAUCUGG